Molecule: messenger RNA, 2318 nt
Organism: Daucus carota subsp. sativus
Lineage: Eukaryota; Viridiplantae; Streptophyta; Magnoliopsida; Apiales; Apiaceae
Product: rust resistance kinase Lr10
Exons: 6
Coding region: 169-2121 (650 amino acids)
Biological process (GO): protein phosphorylation
Molecular function (GO): ATP binding; protein kinase activity; polysaccharide binding
Source: RefSeq, a predicted model, not a curated record
UGAUGUAUCGUAUAUGUGCACCUCAGAAGCAAGCAUCCGAGACACUACAUAGAAAUUACACUUCUUUUUCUCUUGUCAAGCAACUUCACUUUUACAUAGUUGUGGUACAAAUAGGUCCAUAAUUUUGGAUGUUUACGCGUUUAGUGAUCCCUGCACAAUCCAGCACAAAUGAUGUCUUCGUCGUUGUUGUUAGUUAUCACUGUAGUUUUGGCAUCUAUAACCAGCAGCUGCUGCAAAGCGGAUUCUCCAACAUUUUCUUCUUGCGGUAAUAUUGAUAACAUAAGCUGCCCCUUUUAUCUAAAAGAUCAACCAUUCAAAUGUCCUGAUUUCAGCUAUGAGCUUUCCUGCAGACAAAAUCUUACUAUUAUCAAACUUUUCUCAGAUGACUUCUAUGUGGAGGCUAUAAAUUACGUGAAUUCCACUAUCCGUAUCAUCGAUGCAGGGCUAGCUAGAAAUAAUUAUUCAUGUUCGUCCACUCCUCUCCAUAGAUUCUACAGUUUUGAUGGUUUUUUUACCCCGAUUAUGGAGUUGAAUAGGCCAAUAACUUAUAUAGAUUGUCCGGCUCCCGUGACGAAUCCCUACUCAACUCGAUAUUUUCUUACACCUCCCUGCUCAUUAUCAAUCUAUUCAUACAUCGUCAUUGGGUAUAUGAAUAUCUCAGAAAUGGAGAAUAAUUGCACAAUUCGUAAGGCAGCUUGGGUGUCAUCAGGGUGGCCUAAUAUUAAUAAAACAUCUUUCUUGGGUCCUCGUGAUAUGGUUUAUGGGAUGGAGUUUCGUUUCCAGUACUUCUCUUGCCUAAAGUGUCUUGGUACUCAAUCACAGUAUUGUCGGAGUGUGGUGACCGAAAAUCAAAUCAACAAAUGCCAAUCUGAUACUUUUAGUAUAUGGUCGUACGUGCGAUAUGCUUUGGAUUUGAUUCUUGUUUAUGCAGACUAUAUUGCAGGAAACCUAGGCAUGCGGAUCUACAAGGGCGACUAUAACGAUGUCUCAGUGCAAAAGUAUCUAGCAAUGUCAGUAGAGCUCCUCAUUCUGGUUGUUGCUGCAAGAUUUUUGUGCGGACUACCAUUUGUAUCCGCGUUCUUCGUAUAUAAAUCGAGGAGAAGACAUCUAUCAGUGUACGGCACCAUUGAAGAUUUCCUACAAGGACAAAAUAAUCUGAGACCUAUUAGGUACAAUUAUUCUCAGAUUAAGAAGCUCACUAAAGGAUUUAAUGAGAAACUUGGUGAAGGAGGUUUUGGUACUGUAUAUAAAGGAAAACUUCGAAGUGGCCUUGUUGUAGCUGUUAAAAUACUUAACAGCUCCAGGACUAGCGACGAAGAUUUCAUCAAUGAAGUUGGUACAAUCGGUAUGAUCCAUCAUGUUAACAUUGUGCGACUUGUUGGCUUCUGUGUCGAGGGUCCAAAACGUGCUCUCAUAUAUGAGUUCAUGCCUAACGGAUCUCUUGAUAAGUACAUUUUCACCGAAGGGAGAGGAACAUCCACUUUGAGCUGUGAAAAGAUUUAUGAGAUUUCCUGCAAGGUGGCCUGUGGCAUUGAGUAUCUACAUCGAGGCUGUGAUAUGCAAAUCUUGCAUUUUGAUAUUAAACCUCACAACAUUCUUCUAGAUGAAAAUUUCAAUCCCAAAAUUUCUGAUUUUGGUCUUGCAAAAUUACGCGCUACUGAUCAAAGUAUAGUGACAAUGACUGCGGCAAGGGGAACAAUGGGGUACAUGGCUCCAGAAUUGUUUUACAAAAAUAUUGGACGGGUUUCUUAUAAGGCAGAUAUUUAUAGUUUCGGAAUGUUGUUACUGGAAAUGGCGGGACAAAGAAAAAACCUAAAUCCAUUCGAGAAUCAGAUUAGCCAAAUUUACUUCCCUUCGUGGAUAUAUGACCAAAUUAGCCAAGGGAAGGAGAUUGAAAUGCGAGAGGUCACCGAAAAUGAAAAGGAGUUGGUUAAGAAGAUGAUUAUUGUGGCGAUGUGGUGCAUACAAAUGAAUCCAAGCGAGCGGCCUUCAAUGAACAGAGUGAUUGAAAUGCUUGAAGGUGAUGUUGAACUUUUGGUGAUCCCUCCUAAACCAUUGAUUUGUCCACAACGGGAAACGUUGAAUGAUGAUGAAGAACUUAUGCAGACCUCUCUGUACUGAUAAUGUGAUGCAAUGUUUCUCGAUAUGAUCAAGAAAAUGAUCAGCCUCCUCCGUCACUUUGAUCUGUUGAACUAAUAAAUUGUCAUACCAGUAGGCAAUAAUGCCUCCUUUUCAAUUUUUGUGUAAUGCUUGUUUGUAUUGUGACCUUUGUUUAGCUCAAUUAAACUAUAUAUCUAUAGUUUUUAAGUUUAUUUUAA